GAGAACACAACAACAUUUCAGGAAGACCGACAGAAAACACACGUAUCCUACAACACUAUUUUUUCAAGUGAAAACAUUGUUGAGAUUUGUUAAAAUUAUGAUCCGGAUUCCGAUGAGAACUUUGACUUUAGUUACGUCAAGUCUACCGUUAUUGGGGUUCAUUAUCUGUGUGUUAAUAUCUUUUUUCAAGGAUUUUGAAGGAGUGAACUACACCCACUGUAGAGUUUACAAUUUCCUGCCAUCUAUCAGUGCCAGUAUUGGUGGCUUUACACCCCAGCGCUACAUAUGGCGCGUCGCUGUGGCCUUUCACACCACUCCAAGAUUUCUGUUUGCAUUUAUGUAUUACAACUGGCAUCGUCAGGAUACCCAAAAUUGGAACAAAAACUCUAAGUAUAAAACUCUUUGUCAAGCAAACCUUGGAGUAAACUUAGCAGAGUUGUGUUGCUUGCUUGGUCUGACAUACGUCUCGUCAGAAGAAGACUACAAAAUACAUGAGAAGUGUUUUAUAUUCUUCGUUGUGUUUGCUUUCAUCUAUAUGGUCACAACAUGCUGUCUGUGUCAUAUGAGAAAAACACCAAUGAUUCAACGUUCACGGCGGUUAAAACAUUAUGCCUUUAUUGCUUUUGUGCUGUCAAUAUGUGGAUUUUCAUACUUUUUUGUGAGGCACAAUCUUUACUGCGAACCAUAUGUCUACAGUAUGUUUGCAUUUUGUGAGUACAUCUCGGUGGUCAGUAACAUUGGUUUCCAUGCAACGGUUGCCGUUGACUUCCGAGAUACAAACAUCGUCAUCUCUAGCUUGGAUAAUGAACCAGUAAACACACAAAAUGGCUACCUCCUGAGAUAAAAGGUUUUAAUGAAAGUUUAUUUGUAUUUUGCAAAUAUGUUACUGAUCAUCCACCACCAAUGGGCUGUAAAGUUGACACUUUCAC
Molecule: messenger RNA, 929 nt
Organism: Asterias rubens (European starfish)
Lineage: Eukaryota; Metazoa; Echinodermata; Asteroidea; Forcipulatida; Asteriidae
Product: post-GPI attachment to proteins factor 2-like
Exons: 5
Coding region: 98-844 (248 amino acids)
Biological process (GO): GPI anchor biosynthetic process
Cellular component (GO): Golgi membrane; endoplasmic reticulum membrane
Source: RefSeq, a predicted model, not a curated record